This is a messenger RNA of Pipra filicauda (Wire-tailed manakin), 6235 nucleotides long. RefSeq names its product TBC1 domain family member 5 (gene TBC1D5). The transcript is spliced from 22 exons. Gene Ontology annotation, biological process: activation of GTPase activity. The record is from RefSeq and is a predicted model, not a curated record. The coding region runs from base 274 to 2643 and encodes 789 amino acids. NCBI's taxonomy places the organism in Eukaryota, Metazoa, Chordata, Aves, Passeriformes, Pipridae. Gene Ontology annotation, molecular function: GTPase activator activity.
GCCCCGGGCCUCCCCCACCGCCUCCCCCUGCCCCGCGUCCCUCGCAGGGCGCCGGGCCGGCGCGGGGGUCUGUGCGCCGCGGCGCAGGGAGGGAGGGAAGGAAGGAGGGAGGCGGGGAGGGAGAGAGAAAGGCUGAGCCAGAUCUUCAUGCCACUGCAGGCAGCAGCAGCAGCAGCAAAACUUCUGAAGGUUUGCAGAAGACAAUAAGAGAACCACCAAGAAGGCUAUUGCAGUGUGAUAAAUACCCUUCAGUUAGAGUUUACUAUUGCCAAUAUGUAUCAUUCUGCAUCUGAAACCAGUCACCCUUUGCAAACAGAGGAACAGGAGAUAGGCAUUGAUCCCUUGCAGAGUUUUUUGAACAAGCCAGGGGAAGGGGGAUCAAAUGAAAACGGAAGCACACACCAAACCUCAGAUUCUGAUGGAACUUUUAUUUCUUACAGUAAAGAAUGGGAAGAACUAUUUGUAAACAACAAUUACUUGGCAACUAUACGGCUGAAGGGGAUUAAUGGGCAGCUGAGAAGCAGCAGGUUCCGUAGUGUUUGCUGGAAGUUAUUUCUAGAGGUUCUACCCCAAGAUAGAAGUCAAUGGAUUAAAACUACUUCAGACUUAAGAACUUCUUACAAUAAGAUCAAAGAAAUUCACAUUACAAACCCUCGGAAAGCAGGACAGCAGGACCUGAUAAUCAACAAUCCACUCUCUCAGGACGAGGGGAGUCUUUGGAAUAAAUUUUUCCAGGAUAAAGAGCUUCGAGCAAUGAUUGAACAAGAUGUGACAAGAACCUUUCCUGAAAUGCAGUAUUUCCAGCAAGAGAAUGUAAGGAAAAUUCUUACAGAUGUUCUGUUCUGCUACGCCAGAGAAAAUGAGCAGUUGCUUUAUAAACAGGGUAUGCAUGAACUUUUAGCUCCCAUUGUCUUUAUCCUACAUUGUGACCACCAGGCUUUUUCACAUGCCAGUGAAGCUGCACAACCAAGUGAGGAAAUGAAAGUUCUUUUGAAUCCUGAAUAUCUGGAACAUGAUGCCUAUGCAAUGUUCACACGUCUUAUGAAAACUGCAGAACAUUGGUUUUCAACUUUUGAACAUGACAGUCAGAAGGAGAAAGAUGUGAUGAUUACACCUAUGCCAUUUGCAAGGCCACAGGACUUAGGCCCAUCUAUUGCUAUUGUAGCAAAGGUAAACCAAAUUCAGGAUCAUCUGCUGAAGAAACAUGAUAUUGAGCUGUACAUGCAUCUGAACCGACUGGAAAUUGCUCCACAGAUUUAUGGCCUGCGAUGGGUAAGGCUCCUGUUUGGACGUGAAUUCCCACUUCAGGACCUUCUGGUUGUCUGGGAUGCUCUAUUUGCUGACAGUAUCACCCUGAAUUUAGUUGACUACAUUUUUGUAGCCAUGUUGUUAUAUAUCAGAGAUGCCUUGAUUUCAAGUAAUUAUCAGACCUGUUUGGGACUUCUGAUGCAUUAUCCACCCAUUGGAGAUGUUCACUCCCUUAUUCUAAGAGCACUUUUUCUCCGAGAUCCAAAGCGAAAUCCAAGACCAGUGACUCAUCAGUUCCAACAAAAUUUAGAUUAUUACAAAGCACGUGGAGCAGACUUGAUGAACAAAACACGCGCCAGUGCUAAGGCUGCCCCUCUGAACAUUAACAAAGUGUCCAACAGCUUACUGAAUUUUGGCCGAAAGCUCAUUGCUCCAGCUAUGGCUUCAGGUGGGGCUGUGGGCACUCCUACAGGGGGGAGCAGCUUUCCUCCCACUUCCAUGCCCAUCAGGAGUACAGUGGAAGCCCCCCAGCACCAUCAUCACCACCAGCAGCACCAGCACCACCAGUCGCAGCAGCAGAGGAUGAUGAAGUCUGAAAGCAUGCCAGUUCAGCUGGGCAAAGGUAAAGGAGAAACGUGUGUGACAGUGCCGUGUGAACUUUCUGCAGUAUGGAAUUCAAAGUCAAGACUGGAUGGAUUUUUAAACCAGCAAACAAAGGCGUUCAAAGAUGAAUUCUUAGCUGAGGAGGAAGAGUUGGAGGCCCAGAUUUCAUUCCUGCAAGGACAGCUGAACGAUUUGGAAGCCAUGUGCAAAUAUUGUGCAAAAAUGAUGAACACACAUCUUGGAAAUAUUCAGGAAGUCAUUUUACAAGAACACUUGGAAAAAGAAGAUGAAAUUCUGGUUUCCUUGGCUGGUUUGAAGCAGAUCAAGGAUAUCCUGAAGGGUUCAUUGCGUUUCAACCAGAGCCAGCUGGAAGCUGAAGAAAAUGAGCAAAUCACUAUUGCCGAUGAUCACUACUGUUCCAACAGUCAGAACAAGGGGGCAGGUGAUGUCCUAAAGGGACCUGUUAUAACAAAGCAACAGUUCAUCUCAGGACAACAGACUACGACUGACUCGAGCACUAGUGAGAGCAAGAGUGCUGAUGACUAUAUUAUGGUUUCCAAAGAAGAGGAAGGAAGUAAAAGUGCUGUUCCGGAGCCAGUGCAGUCCCUUCAAGCACACAAGGAGUCAGUGGUGAAGCCAGAAGCUCCAUCUCGUUCUUCUUUGAUAUUCUCUGACCCACUGAUGGGUUCAAUUUCAGCCUCCUCCAGCAACCUGAGCUCCAGCCCUGAUGACGACAGCAGUAACAACAGCAAAGAUUCUGACUUUGCUAUUGUCAGCCCACUGGACAUCUAAAGAAACAGGUUGGGAGAGUUUGGGAAGUCAGUCAUUACAACUCAGUUCAAAUUCCUAUGAUUCCAUGGGCUGGAUACUUUGUUGGAUUAGAAGGGCAGAAAAUAGAUAGAGGUAACCCAUUUCAGCUGCCAAAAGCCUAAAUUAAAAUAAAAAAAAACAAAAAGGCAACACAAAUUUGACCUUUUUGAAAAUAAUAUACACCUUUUAAUAACUGCCUUAAAUAAUGACUCAGUAAAACCCAGUUCUAAUAUAGUGUUAUUCUUAGUUAUGCUGUUACUUUACUUAGGAGCAUUUUUGCUAUAGAACUGUUGCUUUCCCAAAACAUAGAAUAGUAUGUGCUAGGUACCAUAAUGGAAAUGUGUAGAUACUUGGCAUCAGACCUGAAGCAGCAAAGACAAGCCAGAUUUAAUGUCGUCCUUUUACAAAAUAUACUUGACUGGGUAUUCUGAGUAGGAAAAGGUACUGUUUCUUAUGAGACUGUGAUUAGAGAAGUAGGGAGUGAAUAUCAGAAAGAUUAAAAGGAUCAUCCUGGUAGUAAGUUUGUUCUCCCUUAAGGAAUCCUAGUUUCUUCAUUUUCAUCCAGCAAUAGCCUGAGGUGUGUUCAAGGCAGAGGUUUGUGUAGUUGUUCCUCAGCGCUUACAGGAGGCUGUGUGACAAACUCCUUGAGAAUGGGAAGCUGUACAACAGAGCCUUAUUUCCCUUUGUCUCCUUUCUUUUUCCCUUGAGAGUCCCCAGUUCACCUGUUCCCCUCUUUAUAUUUGUCUACUUUUACUUCCCCUGGCAUGAAUUAUUUUUUAUUUUACUGAGACUACCACAGUUAAAACAGUAGGUGCAAGGGAAAUAACAGUAUUUCAUAGUGUAGAUCUGAGCCAGUUGAACUAAAACUAGCUUGAGUAUGAUAACUUACCAGGGAAGGUUGCAAAGUGAAAUGAAAUAUUCAUAAUUAAAAGCACUUUAUGUCUCAUUGCUAUUAUCUUCUAUAGACUCUGUUUACAUAUAUUCCUAUACAAUUUCCAUAUUUCUAGUGAAGAAAACGUAAUGGUGCAGCAGCGUUAACCAACAGAAAGUUUAUAAUAAACUCUAUAACUUGUUCUUCUAUGGAAAAGUGUAUUUCUUUCCCAUCAAGUAACUAGUGCAUUUAAUUAGAGCUUUUUCGAGUAGAUAAGGGGUUUUUUUGUGCUCUCUGAUCUCUUUAACCUCUGCUGGAAUUCAGAAAAUUAAACCAGUGGUGAGUGGACACCUCUUCUUGCAGGGUCCAUACAGAGCUAGCUUGAGGAAGGAAUGCUAGUAUAUCACUCUAUAACAGCAGCAAAAAGAAAGUAUUAUUUGCUUUGAAGAUGCAUAUACAUUAUACUAUGCAACAACUUCAUAAUUGCAUGACAAAGCUUGUGUUUAUUCGAAGGUAAGAAAUGGUAGUUAUUUGCUGCUUAGUCUGUAACUGUAGAUGGAGUGAAGUACCGUAUUCCAAAGAUGAGGUGAUGUGUGAUUUGCUGGUCUUAGAUUUUACAAAGUCUGUGUCAGAGGCUGAAUUGAAGAGUUAAUUGUCAUGUAAUUACAUAGUAGUUGCCAUGUCCUUACAUGUUCAAAAGCUGUCAUGUAGUUCUUUGGAGAUUAUUUGUGCCUUGUAAAAUGUUAAAAUACUAGAAUGUUAUGAGCAGGCAUAGCAUCAUACCUCUCUACAACAGAGUGAUGCAAACAGUCAGAUGACUAUUUAGAUGAAAGAUCUUAAAUGCGUAACAUUUACAAAAGGUGUUUAUUUUGGUUUAAUUUUAAACUUCAUAGAAAAUCACUAUGGAAUUCAGCAUGCAUGCCUGUCUUCAGGUUUAUUUUAUUUCCCUGAGUUUGCAUGAAUGCCAGGGGAUUAGGGGGCUGUUGAUUUAUUUAGGUCUUUCAAGCUUUUCUAGCCUUAACCCAUUAAGCAAGGCUUGUGCCACACCACCAAAAAUGGGAAUCUGUUCAAAAGCUACCUGUGGAAAGAGGAAAAAAAUAUUCUGGGGACAGAGAGAAAAAUUUUAUAUUCUGUGAUACAUAAACCUUCAAAGAUUCCAGUACUUUGGCGGGAGAAAAUGUUUUUACUUCUUUUUUAUUUUUUUAAGCAUCAGUCUUUUGAUUUCUAUUCUAGUUGGUUGUUUCAGGGAUCACAUUGCUAUUUUCUUGAACGGUCUCAUUGCCAAUGGAAGAGUGUGAUUUGUACAGGUUUUUUAUUUUUGUAAGUUAGUUGUAUCUUUAAUAUUGUAUAUUUUAAAACAGCAGUAAAAGUCUGUAAAGAUUUUGGGAGUUUCCAAGAAAUUUUUUCUGAUCAGUGAAUACUGAUGAGCUGAAUGCAUAUCAUGCCAUGGGACGUGAUAAAAAUCUUCAAAAGCAGAGAGAUGAUUAUACGAAUAAGAACAGAGCAAAUUCCAGUAAAUGAAUCUGCUUUGGCUGUACCAUGUCCUUCCACAUCUCAAACAUGUUGUCUCUGAUACUUGAUCAUAGUGCAGAGAUAGUUAGAAUUUUAGUAUAUUCAUCAAGUUAGAAACUUGUAAGUUAGAUAAAAUGUCAAAUCAUCGUCCUGUCUUGUGUUUUGUUAAGAAUAUACUGAGAGAGAAAUUGUCAUUUAAAACAUGAGAUUAUUCUUUUUCUCCAAAAAUUACCUGUUCAUAAUGCUCAUGGAUAACAAUAAUCAGAUAGAAAAAUUAUAUGCAUUGCAAAUUACCGAGGAAAACUAAUAAGGCAUUAAGAUAUGUAUCUGAGACUGUUGUACUGUAUCUCAUAUCUGUAAUUUAUUACUUUAAAGUCCCUUGCAUGUCAUGUCAGUUGUAUGUACUGCAGAACUGCAGUAUCAUAUUUUGACUGGGUAUUGAUUUAGUCGUGGAGCUUUGCAUCUUUACUCUGGAAGAACAUCUCGCCCGCUUUAUUAAAGAAAAAAUUAACAAAGUUUCUGGGCUGCACUUGUGCUGUUUUCUCAAAAAAGAGGGAAAGCUCUUUGGCUAGAAUACUGGAAAUAUUAUUUCUGAGAGCUAGGGUGAUUAAAAACUUCAAAACUAUCGAUAUAAGCACAAAGUUUAUUAAUACUUUAAUCUGAUUUUAUAUAUGUGAUCCAGGGAAUAAAACUGCUUGUCAUUUAUCUCAACUGAACAGUAUGGAAUAUUUCCUAUUUUUCCAUGUUUCUUGUAUCCGAAAAUAACAAACCAGAAUUUAACAUGGUGUAACUUUUCUGCAAUUUCAUAAAACUCGUAUAGUUUCAUCGUUGUGUCUCAGUCACAGUACCUGUUUCUGUACAGUACUUAUCUGAAUAUCAAUACUUUAUUUCACCCUCUUAACUGUUUCCUAUGAUUCUCCAGUAUGUUCUCAUUAGGUGGCACUGAGGCAACUAUUUAAAAGAUUACAUUUCAGAUUUAAAGUGUACUUGUGCCUGGCAGUUACAAUGUCAUCUGUUCAAAUACAGCAAUCCUAACAUGAACAGAUUUCCAAAUUCUGAGUGUCAGCCCUUAAAUAGUACUUCUGAUUUUGUGCUGCAUGUGUUGGUCUUGAAUGAAUGAUUCUAAUGUUUUAUUAGACUUGAAAAGGUGCAAUUUCAUAAAAUAAACUUCAUUUGGCUACAGAAUGGUAA